AAGGUAACAGUGAAGAGAGCAAAAAACACAGAGAGACAGAGUAACAGAGAGAGAAAGAACCAAACCAAGUAAAGCUCUUGGUUGGUUCACCCCUUUGCUUGCUACCGUCUGUUGUGUUUGCUCUUCAGAACCGCAGAGAAGAAGAAAAACAAGGUUUUGUUUUGAUCGGCUGCGAUGAGCUCACAGGGGACAGUGAUUGAUGAGGCUGUUCUUGAUGACAUAAUCCGCCGCUUAACGGAGGUCCGAUUGGCCCGACCCGGCAAGCAGGUUCAGCUCUCCGAGUCCGAGAUCAAGCAACUCUGCGUCGCUUCCAGAGACAUCUUCCUUCAACAGCCCAAUUUGCUUGAACUUGAAGCCCCCAUCAAGAUUUGUGGUGACAUUCAUGGACAGUACAGUGAUUUGUUAAGGCUAUUUGAGUAUGGGGGUUUGCCUCCUAAUGCGAAUUAUCUCUUUUUAGGGGACUAUGUGGACCGUGGGAAGCAGAGCUUAGAAACUAUAUGUCUUUUGCUUGCAUAUAAAAUCAAAUAUCCAGAAAACUUUUUCCUGUUGAGGGGUAAUCACGAGUGUGCUUCCAUUAAUAGGAUUUAUGGGUUUUAUGAUGAAUGUAAGCGGAGGUUUAAUGUGAGGCUUUGGAAAGCCUUUACCGACUCUUUUAACUGCCUUCCUGUGGCAGCCCUUAUAGAUGAUAAAAUAUUGUGCAUGCAUGGUGGUCUUUCCCCUGAACUCACAAACUUGGAUCAAAUCAGGAAUCUAAUUCGUCCAACUGCAGUUCCGGACACCGGCUUGCUCUGUGAUUUGCUUUGGUCUGAUCCUGGUAGGGAUGUGAAAGGUUGGGGUAUGAAUGACAGAGGAGUGUCCUACACCUUUGGCCCCGAUAAGGUGGCUGAAUUUUUGACAAAGCAUGACUUGGACCUCAUUUGUCGUGCUCAUCAGGUUGUAGAGGAUGGUUAUGAAUUCUUCGCCGAUAGGCAACUUGUUACAAUAUUUUCAGCUCCAAACUACUGUGGCGAAUUUGACAAUGCUGGUGCAAUGAUGAGUGUGGAUGAUAACUUGAUGUGCUCUUUUCAGAUUCUUAAGCCUGCAGAGAAAAAAACAAAGUUUGUGAUGUCAAACAAGAUGUGAUGGUUGGCACAUCACUGUCACAUAAUUAACUAAGAUGUAUUCACCUGGUUGAAUUAAAUCCUGAAGAUUUAGAUUGCUGCAUGGUCUUAAGUUCUAUUAUCUAUUCUGAGGUGACAACGAUGGACGAUCAAGUUUACUGCUACAAUAUCCAGUGAGGAAUGAGCAUAAGGUACUGGUUAUAUAGGAUGUUAAGCACUGGUGGAUGGCCAUAAAAGCAAAGGUUUUCUUGUCUUUUUAUGUUUCAUAAUUAUUCUACAGCACAAUAUGUACAUAUAUGUGUUGUAGAUGAUGAUGCUAUGGAAAUGACCUUCUUUGCUCUGAAAAGCCCUCUUAGACUACAAAUUUACAUUGAUAGAGCAAUUUGCGUUGAUGAUUCUGUCCAAUUUUAUUUAGUUAGUAAAGGUGCAAUUGCUGGAUUUCAUGGUUUGGUCUUGUUUUAUGUGUGUUGAUUACGCUUGAGGUUUAAUUAUUGAAAAAUAUUAUUUGUUGAUCUCCUUUUAGACAAAGAUCAAUUAUUCAAUUAAUUUAGAUUAACAUUCAGCAA
Cajanus cajan (pigeon pea) is the source of this 1666-nucleotide messenger RNA. RefSeq names its product type one serine/threonine protein phosphatase 4 (gene TOPP4). NCBI's taxonomy places the organism in Eukaryota, Viridiplantae, Streptophyta, Magnoliopsida, Fabales, Fabaceae. Gene Ontology annotation, cellular component: nucleus; cytoplasm. Gene Ontology annotation, molecular function: protein serine/threonine phosphatase activity. The record is from RefSeq and is a predicted model, not a curated record.